AUGAAAUGGGCACCACGAUCUACUAAUGGAACUCUAGUAGCUGGAAUAGGAAAUGGUACCGCGGGAAACGGUACGAAUCAACUCUCAUGUCCAUUGGGUAUUUAUGUUGAUCAAAGUAUGGCGCUUUACAUCGCUGACGCUUUCAAUGGACGAAUUCAAAAGUGGCUAUCCGGUGCAUCAACAGGUACAACAGUCGGCGGUGCUAACGGACAACUACGUUUUCCGACUGAUGUUUCUGUUGAUAAUUACGGAACCAUUUAUGCAUUGAGUGGUGGUGGACUCUAUCGAUUUUAUCCAGGCUCGACUUCGGGUACCAUUAUUAUUUCAUCUUAUACAGAAAGUUUUGGUUUUAAAUUCGACUCAGUUGGUAAUGUAUACAUUGCUGACUAUGUGUCGAAUGUGAUAAGCAAAUAUACUGUCAACAGUACAAGGUGUGGUACUAGCAGGGCAUCAACUCCAGUUGCAUCAUCAAAAGUUGCCUCAAUGGCGGUUCCAAAUGUUCAAGGCAUUUUGGAAGCAGUUCUAGGAAACGCUCGACUUCGAUCACUGGAUCUUGCAACUGCGCAUUAA
Molecule: messenger RNA, 570 nt
Organism: Rotaria socialis
Lineage: Eukaryota; Metazoa; Rotifera; Eurotatoria; Philodinida; Philodinidae
Source: the annotation of a GenBank genome assembly